CGCGGAAGCGGCGCUGAGACGCGCGGGUUCACAGUGGCGGGAGAGGAGGAGGAGAGGGUGGAGGGAGACCGGUCACAGAGCACAGGGAGACAGCAUGGCCGACCUCCGUCUGGCCGGGAUGGAGGCGGCGGCCGUGUCGGUGCUGAGUCGCGCCGUGGACCUGGACCGCGAGUCCCGCCUGCCCGAGGCGCUCGUGUGCUACCAGGAGGGCAUCCAGCUUCUCAUCGACAUCCUCAAGGCCAUAAAGGAAGAUGCAAAGAAGAGCCACUAUCGCCAGAAGAUUGAAGUCUACAUGGAGAGGGCUGAGAAAAUCAAGCAGCAAGUGAACGUCCAGAAAGAAAGUGGCAAGUAUCACGAGCAGUUGCGAAUCGCUGAUAAUGCUAUCGGAUUCAGCUACGUGAAGCUGUUUGGACCGUACCUGGACGAGACUGUGAGCGAGGUGUGGGUGGAGGAUCCUUACAUCCGUCACAUCCAUCAGCUUUACAACCUCCUCCGGUUUUGCGAGAUGCUGAUCCAAGGACCGUGUAAAGUGAAAAAGGUCAACCUCCUUACUUCACAAGACGAGACCAGGAGCAAUGAACUCCAGGAGGGUGCACUCGUGGAACUGAGGCAAAGUCUUCAAGGCCACGACAUCGCACUCAACAUCUCCUACUCAGACACGCUGCACGACCGGGAAAUCAGGUUUAAUAAUGGAUGGAUAAUAAAGAUUGGACGAGGUCUGGAUUAUUUUAAGAAGCCCGCGGGCCGUUUCAGCAUCGGCUACGGAGACUACGACUUGCGGCCUUGCCACGAGACCACGGUGGACAUUUUUCACAGGAAGCACACCAAGGAGGGCUGAGACCACGCAUCCAAGUUCUCACAAAGACAAUGUCUUAAUGAAAACAAAUACGGUGUACAGAAGCAUUCAAAACUGUUCAAAAAGGCGGAACAUACGCCGAGAUUGCACAAAAGACCGGAGUCUGACAAGGAGACACGCUUGAGUGUGACGAGGAUUUACAGUGGCUGAUGACAUUGUGCAACAUGUUUUGUUAAAUACACCUGCUAUGUGUAUACCAUGUACAGUAAUAUUUUAUAAACUUGGUAUUUUUCUAAUAUGGCAAUAGAAAGUUUUAAUUUAUAUUUUCCAGUUUCUUUUCUGGGUUUCAUGGGAGAUUUUAAGGCGCAUUACAAAUGUUAAUAUUAAAAUAAAAAUUAUAACACUG
Lethenteron reissneri (Far Eastern brook lamprey) is the source of this 1202-nucleotide messenger RNA. RefSeq names its product microtubule interacting and trafficking domain containing 1 (gene MITD1). NCBI's taxonomy places the organism in Eukaryota, Metazoa, Chordata, Hyperoartia, Petromyzontiformes, Petromyzontidae. The record is from RefSeq and is a predicted model, not a curated record.